Messenger RNA from Hydractinia symbiolongicarpus, 1469 nucleotides. RefSeq names its product TIP41-like protein. The coding region runs from base 414 to 1175 and encodes 253 amino acids. NCBI's taxonomy places the organism in Eukaryota, Metazoa, Cnidaria, Hydrozoa, Anthoathecata, Hydractiniidae. Gene Ontology annotation, biological process: TOR signaling. Gene Ontology annotation, cellular component: cytosol. The record is from RefSeq and is a predicted model, not a curated record. The transcript has 7 exons.
UCUGUCUCAUUUUAUUUAGUCGUUUAUUAUGCAGUUCUUUGUUUACUGCUUUCAUGUUUUUCCCAACUUCAAUCUCAACAUCAGUUUUUUUCAUAAAUGUCUCGAUUGCUUCGUUUUUAGUGAUGUUUGCUGGGGAUUUAAAUAAUUCUUUUUUCACCAUUUUGGCGAUGCCCUAGUAAAUAUAAAAUUUAGCACCCAAGCUAGAUUUGAAUAUUAUGGUCAUAGUGCAUAUGGUAUCUUAAAAAUUAGAGCAAAACAAAAAUUGUUGUCUGGCAUAAAUCUACCUUACUCCUCUCCAAACCAACUUCUUUGCAGCCAUACGCAUUCCGUCACGUGUAACAAUCGCUUCAAUUUUUCACCAAGUAUAUUAUAAUGUUGAUGAGAGAGUCGUGCGCUUGUUGUAUGAAUAUAAAAUGGCAGUCAAGAUAAGCAAAGAUAACUUUGUUUUCGGUCCAUGGGAAAUCAUUGCUUCUAAGGGUCCAAUCUUAAAGUCAAGUGAUGUUGAAAGAAUUAUCAGAGAGCUUAAUAUACCUGAUAUCCCAGAAAUGGUGUUUGGUGAUACUAUCUUGGAAAUAAAAAAUGAGUGUGGUUUUAAAGUAUUUUUUACUGCAAUUGAUGCUUUGCGAUUGGUUGAUAAUAAGCGAGAUUUGAUGAAAGUUGGUGUAGCUGAUGAAUGGCAGAAACAAAGGGCUGAUUGUGAAUAUAUACAGGAAGUUUUGAAACCUUAUGACUGGACAUACAGUACAAAUUAUAAAGGAAAUGUUGUUUCACCUACAAAGGUUACAACUACUGAUGACAGGAUUGAUAUGGAAAAGUUAAAAAGGAGAGAAAAAAUACAUUUUUAUCAAGAUUUGCUAUUAUUUGAAGAUGAAUUGGCAGAUCACGGAAUCGCCAAAUUAAGUGUGAAAAUGAGAGUGAUGCCUUCUUCGUUCUUUAUCUUGUUGCGUUUCUUCUUAAGAGUCGAUGGUGUUCUCCUAAGAAUAAACGAUACACGGAUUUACCACGAGGCUGGUUCUAACUAUAUACUUAGAGAAUAUACUUCAAAAGAAAAGAAAAUUAGUCAACUUCAGAAUCCAUUUGCAGACGAGGCCAUACUGGCAGAACAGUUAGAUCUAGUUAAAGAAGAAGUUGAAAAGAUAGUAUUCGAAGAAGAAUCAUGCAAUUCGAAUAGCUGACACUGCGCAUACGUUUUUAAACCAAAACAUAAUGAGUUUCUAGUGUAUUACUAAUUCGUUGUUAAUGUAGAUGUAAACACCAAAACAAAUAUGGAAAUAAACACUAACAUGCAGGUAACCAUUGGAAGAAUUAUUACUUUUAAUCGAACUUUAACACACACCGUUUUUUAAUAUCCGGUUAUUAAAAAACUGUUCUAUUUGUGUACCAUUACGUCAUUUUAUACGUAAGCAUACAAUUGUAAAUAUAAUGUAUGUACACAAAUGAAGACAAAAAGUUAAAAGAAAUAAAGAAAA